CCAAACCCCACCCCUCACCCCCCCUCCCACAAUCCACUGCGGCCGACCCCGGUGGUGAUCGCCCCUCCGCGCAGUGUGUGAGCGUUGUUGGUGCCCGCGGUGAAGCGCUCGCGGUCUUCGCAAGCCGUGUACCACAAGGCGUAGCCGUAACGAGGCGACGCGCAACCGAUUUCUCUAAUCGUCGGCGGAAUCGAUUCCCAGCAGGACGGACCAACGGCAGACGCAAGCCGCCACCCCCCCCCUCUCACAGCGGCUCCCGCCGGGGUUCCGCCAAGAGGCACGGGGAGCUUGAGGAGCUUGAGGAGCUUGAGGAGCUUGAGGAGCUUGAGGAGCUUGUGGUGGGGGUGGACGACGGUGGCCGACCGUGGCGGCGGCGGCGGCGAUGGAAGGCGGCGGCGGCGGCGUGGGGGGGAGGCUCUUCGCUGACGGCGCCGCUCUCUCUCUGCCGCUGCACGUGGUCGUGAGCCCCGUGCUCAGGCAGCUGGAGAAUGAGGAUUUGGCUGCGGCACAGACAUUGAGAGCGGCCUUCACCAAGGCGGAGAGGGGUAACCCUGGCAUCACCCAGGAGAUUAUCCUCGGCAUCUUAAAGCAGGAGAGGGAGGGAGUGAACUUCCCAGAGGCGCUGCUGAGGAUGGCGGCUGAGGAUUUGGAGGAGCUGCGUGUGGAGUGUUCCGACGUGUCCCUGCGGGAGCUGAGUGAGCGUGCUCGCUCGCUCAAGACCAUCCUCGGCCGCAUCCCCGACGAGAUCCGUGACCGUGUGCGCUUCCUGCAGACCAUCAAGGACAUUGCCAGUGCCAUCAAGGAGCUUCUGGACUCCGUGAACGCCGUCGCCAAGACAGAGCAGUACCACAGCAACCGCGAUAACCGCAAGCUGGUGGAGGCGCAGAAGAAGGAGUUUGUCAAAUUUUCCAAGAGCUUCAGUGACACGCUGAAGGGAUACUUCCGGGAAGGAUCGCCCGUGAACGUCUUCAUCAGUGCCAACAGACUCAUCCACCAGACCAACGCCAUCCUGCAGACCUUCAGGGGUCUCCCCUCACCCUAGCAGACCCUCACCCUCACCCACCCCCUCACCCAGCCCCUCACCCACCCCCUCAC
Petromyzon marinus (sea lamprey) is the source of this 1095-nucleotide messenger RNA. RefSeq names its product programmed cell death protein 10-like. Lineage: Eukaryota; Metazoa; Chordata; Hyperoartia; Petromyzontiformes; Petromyzontidae. Gene Ontology annotation, biological process: positive regulation of MAP kinase activity; regulation of Golgi organization. The record is from RefSeq and is a predicted model, not a curated record. Gene Ontology annotation, molecular function: protein kinase binding. Gene Ontology annotation, cellular component: FAR/SIP/STRIPAK complex.